This is a messenger RNA of Prorocentrum cordatum, 1460 nucleotides long. The record is from the annotation of a GenBank genome assembly. Lineage: Eukaryota; Dinophyceae; Prorocentrales; Prorocentraceae.
AAGGCCGCCGCGCGCUCAGGCCAUUGAUGGAGCAGCGGCCUCCAGUCACCGCCCCCUCGCCCUGCCCGAAAGGCAGGGGGCCUCUUGACGAUACCCCGCACACCGCCAUGCCGCCACGGACGUGCUCCGGAGCGCGGGCGCCGCGCACCUGCUAAGCACAGGACUCGCUCGCUGACAUCAGGAACAUGGACGAGCGCAUGGCCCAAGCACCUGACCACCAGCCAGACGACGAUGCCGAUGCUGAAGUAUUACGACACGCUGACCCUGAACUACUGGACGCUGAGCUUCAACAACAACAUCCUCACGAAUACAGAGGGCCAGCACAGGCAGGAUCACACCAUGCGACCCAUGAAUUGCCACCAGUGGAACAAUUGCACGCUGAACGUGACUUGCCACAUGGACUACUACACCCACACCCACACUGCGAAGGACUACUGGACGCUGAGCAUCAAUCCCAACAUCAUCACGAACAUACAGGGCCAGCACAUGCAGGAUUACGACACGCGGACCCUGAACGACUGGACGCUGAAUGUCAAUUUCAACAUCUUCACGAACACAGAGGGCCAGUACGUGCGGGACUGGACGCUGAGCUACAUCUCCAUGAACACAGAGGGCCAGCACAUGAAGGAUUACGACACGCUGACCCCGAACUACUGGACGCUGGACCACUACCUACACACCCAGCUCGCGAAGGACUACUGGACGCUGAGCGACAAUUCCAACUUUUUCACGGACAUAGAGGGCCAGCACAUGCAGGAGUACGACACGCUGACCCUGGACGACCUGGACUACACCACGCUGCACCUGAACCGCCACCAGUGGAACAACUGCACGCUGGACUUGAAUUGCCACCUGGACUUAAAGGUCGACAUGAACGUGACCCUGGUGACGAGCGCCCUGAUCAUCAAUUUCCAGAUAGGACUCAUACAGGAUGAAACUCAACGCGCACAGAACAUCGGUAAGCAGGACACCCUGGCCGCACUGGGCAUCCACGGGGCUACGGAGAAGGCCGAACGGAACAUCAAGAUCAUGCAGUUAGACAUUUACGACGAGCAUGGCAAGCAGGUAGAUGCCAUCACGCAGGAGCACGAAAGCUACGAGCACAUUAUGGAUUCCCUCAGGAAGAGCGGCCCCCCAGAGGACAAGAAAUGCCUGCGGGGGAUAGGGUCGCCAGCUCCGUCCCGCGCGCUGACGGCCCUGGAAGGACUGUACAAGUGCGACGUGGGCGGCUCCAUGAAGGGUGCCAUCGAGGACAUCGAGGCGGAGGCGGAGAUCAGCAAGGAAGAUAUCCUCGACGCCAUCAACUUCGUGCACCUGGAAAAGUGCUACGACCACGACAAGACGAAGCUGGUGAUCGGCGCGCUAGGCGCGCCCAUGUGGGAGGGCCAAAUCCUGAUCAGCCGCGCCCUCGAGGCCGAGGGCCAGGCGGUCCACCACCGAGACGUGGGCCCAGUGGGCUG